Molecule: messenger RNA, 411 nt
Organism: Mycena indigotica
Lineage: Eukaryota; Fungi; Basidiomycota; Agaricomycetes; Agaricales; Mycenaceae
Product: Prefoldin subunit 6
Exons: 3
Coding region: 1-411 (136 amino acids)
Biological process (GO): protein folding; chaperone-mediated protein complex assembly
Cellular component (GO): cytoplasm; prefoldin complex
Molecular function (GO): protein-folding chaperone binding
Source: RefSeq, a predicted model, not a curated record
AUGUCCCUCCAAGCCAAACUGCAAAGUGCCUCGUCCGAUUACACGAAACUGCAGAUGGAAAUGUCCACAAUUGUAGAGGCUCGACAGAAAUUGGAUGCUCAAUAUUCUGAGAAUCAAUUGGUCGAUCAGGAAUUCGCCAAACUCACACCAGACAACGUAGUCUACAAGCAGAUCGGGCCUGUCCUGGUAAAACAAGAGCAAGACGACGCGAAGAAGGACGUCAAAGGGCGACUGGAAUUCAUCUCAAGUGAAAUAAAACGCGUCGAGGGGCAGUUGCAGGACAUACAAACAAGAUCUGACAAGAAAAAGCAAGAGGUCAGUUCCUUCGUUGGUUUGUGUCCUGCUCAACUCCGAUUCAACUCCCAGCUCGUGGAAAUCCAAGCAGCAAUCCAGCAGGCCAAGACUGCAUAA